This is a messenger RNA of Mytilinidion resinicola, 390 nucleotides long. RefSeq lists its product as uncharacterized. Bases 1 to 390 code for a protein of 129 amino acids. The transcript has 2 exons. The record is from RefSeq and is a predicted model, not a curated record. Lineage: Eukaryota; Fungi; Ascomycota; Dothideomycetes; Mytilinidiales; Mytilinidiaceae. Gene Ontology annotation, molecular function: GTP binding.
AUGUUUCGACAGCAAGAACGCCGAAGACGUUUGCCAAGGCCGUACCGUGGACCACCAGGGAAUCAGCGACCGCGAGAAAGGUCUCCAUCGCAGGAGUCCUCGUCACGCGAGCCAGAAUAUUCAAGGCCGAAUGGCCUAAAUCAAAGGCAUCGAACCCCCGAAAGAGUCGUCAUCGCGGUCUGUGGAAUGACUGGCAGUGGAAAAUCUUCCUUCAUCCAAAAGGUGUCCGGGGAGCAGAUGAAGGUUGGCGAUGGGUUGAAGUCCUGUACGACAGAGGUCCAAGAAGUCUCAUGCCGAGUGGGUCGGCACGAGAUCACCUUAGUCGACACACCUGGCUUCGGCGACGACACAAGGAAUGACGUCGAUGUCUUGGAAGAGAUUGUUCGCUGA